AUGGGUCACCCCGAUGAGAUCAAUGCCCUCGAGGCACAACCCAGCUACUAUGAUGACUCCAAGGUCGAGGAGACCAACGAGCCCACCCAACUGAAGAGGGAGCUCAAGGCGCGCCACAUUUCCAUGAUUGCCAUCGGUGGUGCAAUUGGAACUGGCUUGAUUGUGGGAACUGGUAGUGCAUUGACAGCCGGACCCGGCGCUCUCUUGAUUGCGUACUGUUUCAUGGGUCUCGUGGUGUGGACUGUUAUGUGUGGAUUGGGUGAGAUGGCCGCCUGGCUGCCCCUGCCCUCUGGUUUCACUGGUUACGCUGGCCGUUUCUGUGAUCCCGCUCUCGGAUUUACUCUCGGAUGGUGCUACUAUCUGAAAUAUAUCAUUCUUCCGCCCACACAACUGACUGCUGCCGCCCUGGUCAUCACGUAUUGGCCACGAGUAUCUGCCGACAAUGUGAACCCAGGUGUAUGGAUAGCCAUCUUCAUGGUGGCAAUCAUCGUGAUCAACUACUUCGGUGUGAAAGUUUUCGGCGAAUUGGAAUUCUGGCUAUCGGCUUUCAAGAUCGUUACCAUCCUGGGAAUCAUCUUGACCUCUCUCAUUUUCGCCCUCGGUGGCGGACCUGAUCACGACAGACGCGGUUUCAGAUACUGGAAAUCCCCCGGUGCUUUCAAUCACAAGUAUGUUGAAGGAGAUCUUGGAAAGUUCCUUGCUUUCUGGUCUGUCAUGGUGCAGGCCACCUUCGCCUUCCUCGGUACCGAGCUCAUUGGUGUCACCGUCGGAGAAGCCCAAAACCCCCGAAAGACCAUCCCCAAAGCCAUCAAGCUUACCUUCUGGAGAAUCAUUGUGUUCUACAUUCUCAGUGUUCUCUUCGUCGGCAUGUUGGUUCCCUAUGAUUCCCAGGAUUUGGCAUUUGCCACCAAGGCCAAGAGCUCCGCAGCGGCUUCGCCAUUCGUGGUCGCCAUGAAACAAGUCGCUGCUCUCCCACACAUCAUCAAUGGUUGCAUUCUUGUAUUUGUCCUGUCUGCCGCCAACUCCGAUCUCUACAUCGCCACUCGAACCCUAUAUGGUCUUGCACGUGAGAAGAAGGCACCAGCAAUCUUUGCUCGCACCAAUGCCGCUGGUGUUCCCGUCUACUCCCUGGCCCUAUCUGCUUCUUUCUGUCUCCUUGCUUUCAUGAGCGUCUCCAAGGGCUCCAAGGAAGUCUUCGGAUACUUUACUGACAUGGUCUCGAUCUUCGGAUUGUUAACCUGGAUCUCCCUCCUGAUCACUCACAUUUUCUUCAUCCGUGCCCGACGUGCACAGGGCGUAGAUGAGAAGACUCUACCAUACAAGGCCCCUCUUGGAAUCAUUGGUUCCUGCGUCGCCCUGUUCUUCUGCGUGCUAGUUGCCUUCACUCGCAGCUUCGGUGUGUUCAUUCACAACUCUGCAACAUACGGCAACUUUGACUACAAGACUUUCAUCACUUCCUACAUCGGAAUUCCUCUCUAUGUCAUGGCAUUCACCGGAUGGAAGUUCUGGAAGAAAACAGAGCUGAUCAAGCCUCACAACGCCGACAUCUGGACCGGAAAGGCCGAGAUUGAUCGCGAAGAGGCUGAAUUCGAAGCCAUGGCUAUAAUUGAGGACCAAAACAUGACGAUGCCUAAGAAGAUCUACAAGAUGUGCUUCUCAUGGCUCUUCUAA
Messenger RNA from Penicillium salamii, 1671 nucleotides. Lineage: Eukaryota; Fungi; Ascomycota; Eurotiomycetes; Eurotiales; Aspergillaceae. The record is from the annotation of a GenBank genome assembly.